Molecule: messenger RNA, 1893 nt
Organism: Drosophila ficusphila
Lineage: Eukaryota; Metazoa; Arthropoda; Insecta; Diptera; Drosophilidae
Exons: 5
Coding region: 1-1893 (630 amino acids)
Biological process (GO): DNA integration
Molecular function (GO): nucleic acid binding
Source: RefSeq, a predicted model, not a curated record
AUGAAGAUUCUUCUGACAGAUGAAAUUCCAGUGUACCAGAGACCCAGACGUUUACCGUUCGAGGAUAAUGAGAAAGUUGUUAAGCAGAUCAAGGAUUGGCUCAAGGAAGGAAUCAUUCGCCAAAGUGUUUCGGAAUACGCCUCUCCCAUUGUCCUGGUGGCCAAAAAGGAUGGCACUAAACGGCUCUGUUGCGACUAUCGGAAAUUGAACCAAAAGAUUAUUCGCGAUAAUUUCCCUAUGGCACUGAUUGAUGACGUUUUGCAGAAGCUUCAAAAAGGAAAAGUAUUUACAACAUUGGAUUUAUCAAAUGGAUUUUUCCAUGUCCCCGUACACGAGAGUUCCAGAAAAUAUACCUCAUUUGUCACUCAAAGCGGACAGUACGAAUUCUGCUUCGUACCAUUUGGAAUUUCCAAUUCUCCAGCUGUGUUCAUGAGGUACAUAUUUGCGGUGCUCAGACCAUUAAUUGAAGACGGUACUCUGAUUUUGUACAUGGACGAUCUGAUAAUUCCAUCAGAAGAUGAGCGUGAAGGACUGGAGAAAUUUAAGAAGGUUUUGAGUGUAGCACAAGAGUCAGGUCUACGCAUUAAAUCUCCAGUAUUAAAGUUAUUCGACCAAAAGAGUGCCACAGAAGUGCAUUGUGAUGCAAGCAUGUACGGAUACGGAGCUGUGCUCUUGCAAAAAGAUUCUGUUGAUCAAGAAUAUCACCCGGUGGAGUACAUGAGCCGCAAGACAACAGAAACUGAAGAGAAAUAUCCAUCUUAUGAGCUAGAAGUACUCGCUAUACUACAGGCUUUAAGGAAGUGGAGAAUUUACUUGCUCGGAAAGAAGGUAAAGAUAAUAACAGAUUGCAAUGCCUUUGCCAUGACAAUGCGCAAAAAUGAUGUUCCCGUAAAAGCUCAACUUCAGGAUGAGUGGAUAAAGGCUGUUGUGAAAGUUUUGGAGACAAAUACCUAUGACGAUUUCUAUCUCAAGCACGAAAUUCUUCACAAGGAUCCGAUAAAAGAGCUUAUCGUAAUUCCGUCAGCCAUGGAAGUCGAAAUGAUCCGCACAGCCCACCGACAAGGACACUUUGGCGUAAAAAAGACGAUCGAUCUGGUUCAGCGUGAUUAUUAUGUCCCAGAACUAGAUAGAAAAGCUCAAGCAAUUGUGAAGUCUUGUGUAGAAUGUAUAGUUGGUGAGGCGAAGUAUGGGAAAAAGGAGGGUUAUCUUAAUACGAUAAACCUUUACAAACGUACCAUAUCGACCACCACUGGCGCCGAUGAGGUCGUGGACAGACUACAAAGGCAAUCGGAAGUAUUCGGUAAUCCAAGCCGCUUGAUAAAAGAUCGAGGAAGAGCGUUUACAGCGAAUGUCUUUGAGGAAUAUUGCAAGGAUAACAAUAUACAACAUUUGUUAGUAGCCACAGGAGUGCCCCGCGGCAACGGCCAAGUUGAGCGUAUCAACCGGAUCGUCAUCACCCUACUGACCAAACUUUGUGCAGAAGACCCGAAAGCCUGGUACAAACACACUAAGUACGAUACUGAUUUGGGAAAUUUACUGGAAGAAGACUAUUUAGUCGAGUUGCAAGAAGCAAAAGAAAAUAUUCGUCGAGAAGCCAAGGAAAAUACCUCAAAGAUUCAGGAUGAAAAUCGCAAGACAUACAACAAGUCUAGGAAACCAGAAACAGACUAUAAAAUUGGGGAUUUAGUCGCUAUCAAACGGACGCAGUUUGGAGCCGGUUUGAAGUUGAAGAAGAAGUUUCUAGGACCCUAUGCCGUUACACGCAAGUUGAGACAUGGAAGAUAUCUCGUGGAAAAGGUUGGAGAUGAUGAAGGCCCUAUCAAGACAAACACAGUUGCGGAAUACAUGAAACUAUGGUCGCCGUCAUUCGGGACGAAUGAAUUGUCAGAAUAG